Xylaria bambusicola is the source of this 2457-nucleotide messenger RNA. Its product is annotated as Mis12-Mtw1 protein family-domain-containing protein. The record is from RefSeq and is a predicted model, not a curated record. Lineage: Eukaryota; Fungi; Ascomycota; Sordariomycetes; Xylariales; Xylariaceae. Gene Ontology annotation, cellular component: MIS12/MIND type complex. Gene Ontology annotation, biological process: mitotic sister chromatid segregation; cell division. The transcript is spliced from 4 exons. Bases 299 to 1762 code for a protein of 487 amino acids.
CCACCAAGAACUAAGCCAGCCAGCCAGCCCACGCCCGGAUGACGAGAGCGAUCAGUCAAUCGAUAACGCACACCUCGACCCCCCAGCUUGUCGACUCUCCAAUAUAGUCAAACACACGACAACAUCAUCCAUCCCAAUUGAAUAUCCAUAGCCGCCAAAGUCUGCCUGUCUUGCGUUGCCGUGCCGCCGUUGUCCCCUAUCGAUUACACACCUAUCAUCGUGGACUCGCGCGAGACCCUUCCACCUCUCUAACCACCACGCCGCCAACAACCUCGAUGCCGACGAACAUUCCGCGUCCAUGACUACCCUUGUGCAGACACGUCAGCCGCUGCAAAUUCUUAGCAUGAGCAACCAGCCUAAACGGAGGAGGAGCGAGCGGAUAGCUUCGUACGAUGAACAAGAUGGGGAUUUCCAGUUUACGCGCAACUCGAAGCGUACGAAGACGGCGCAUCCCGAUCCCAUACCCGAGGAUGAGCUGGCACCUGCGCCUGGACCCGCGCCAAAAGCCGCGCCUAGGAGAGGGCGCCCUCCGAAGAGGAAAGCUGAUCACGAGGAACCACCGAAGCCAGCACCAAAACCAGCGCCAAAACCAGUACCAACGAGGACCUCGAAACGGAGGUCAAGCCAGGCACAAACCCAGUCAGACGUCACCCCGCCAUCGCAAAGAGUUACGAGGCAUAAGACGCGUUCCUCCAUAGAUAAGCUUGAUCCUGUACCUACGAAAAUCAUAAACAAUGCGCCAAAGAGCCGACCAAUACAGGAGGAGCGCGAAGUGGAGACAGCGUCGACGCCAAUGGAUAUCGACAAAGUCCAGAGGACAGAAGAGGUUUCGGAAGCCAAGAAGAUCGCCCUACCGUUCAGCGAUACGCCCAUAAUAAACCGCAAUAAGGAGAUGCGAAAGAAGACGGGGAACAGAAGGAGUAGUUUAGGAAUGCGCGGCCGAAGAGCAAGCUCUUUGAUGAACAGUGGGCACAGCGCGAUACCGCACCGGGAGGUGCACGCAUCCGAGUUCUACAAACAUAUUGAAGCUGAUGGACUACCCGAGCCUCGCCGGAUGAAACAACUUUUGACGUGGUGUGGGGAGCGAUCAUUGGCAGAGAAACCGCCGCUCGGCUCAUUGAAUUCUAAUGCGAUUCUGGGUGCUCGAGCGAUUCAGGAUCAGCUGCUGAAAGAUUUUUCAGCACGGUCCGAGUUCUCAGACUGGUUUUCUCGGGAGGAUGUCCCCGUUGUUCCUAGACCACCAGCAAUCGUCAAACCAAAUCCACGGAACAUUGAACACGAUGAGCAAAUUGUUGCAUUAGAGGAGAGAAUAAAACGGUUAAAAGCGGAAAAGAAGAAAUGGCAAUCCCUUAAACAGCAAGCUCCUGAAAUGCCAUUGCUUUUCAAUCCAUCUGAGCCUGUUGCUAAUGAUAGUCUCCCGGAUGCUUCAUUACUUGACCCGGAUGAAGCGCAAAUUCUGGCGUCACUUACAGGCCCAUCAGAGACAUCUAUCAAGUCACUGAUACCGACAACACAGAGUCGAUUAAGGGACAUACAAAAGUCUCUCGAGUUCAACAUCGACCGCUUAGCAGAUAGCGUUCACAAGAUCGAGCAGCGCAUGGUAGCAGCCGGCCGGCAGGCGGAUAGGGUGCUCAACCUCACCGCAACUAGGUUAAAAGAGCGCGAAGAGCGGGAAAAGACGCGCGCGGGCACCAAGGACAUGCCCAUCAUGGAAGUCCUUCGGGGUCUAAGCAAGAUAUUACCCGACGGCGGCGGCGGGUGAGGAGAUAAGAGAGAAAAAAGAUUCCAGAAAGAAAGAAUGAAAUGAAAUUCAAUAAACUGUAUAUAUGCAGCAAGCAUUGAUCAUCUUUUUGUCGUUCACGGCGUACGAGGGCGGGGAAAUCACCAAGCAUUAAGGGAGGGGGGACAAACCAUUCCGGAAGAUACCAAUUGUUUUUUUUUUUCGCCUCUUUUUUCUUCUUCUUUUCGUUUGAUUCAAAUAAGAAGGCUUGUGCCUAGGGAGGCUGGAGGCUAGAGGCGGAAUGCUCUUUUUUUGUGUUGUGAAGAAGCUGAGAAGAGGGAAUAUCCCGAUUCUUAUGUUUCUUUGCGGCAGUGGUGUUGGGGGUGGCGGAUAGGUAGGACAGGCAGGGCAGGUAGGGUAGGCACAUUCAUGGCAAAUGAGAUCACGAUUUGGGAUUACGCAUGAAGAAGUAGAACUGAACUGAACUGAUUGACAAGGACUUGGGUAGAUGGGACUUGUGUGCUGUGCUUCUGUUGUUCUGUAAUGCGGAUUCGUUCGUUCAUUUAUUGGUAAGUGAGUUAUGUUGUUGAGUUUUGUGGUUGUAGCUGUGUAAAAGGUACAGAUAUAUAUAUAUAUGUGUGUGUGUGUGCGUGUGUGUGAGCGGGGAGAGCGAGUGAGGAAUGGAGUGGAGGAUAUACGUGAUCUUGAAAUUUGGGAUUAGAGAGUGAGUAUAAGGC